Messenger RNA from Eruca vesicaria subsp. sativa (arugula), 458 nucleotides. NCBI's taxonomy places the organism in Eukaryota, Viridiplantae, Streptophyta, Magnoliopsida, Brassicales, Brassicaceae. The record is from the annotation of a GenBank genome assembly.
UGGAAGAGAUCUUAUUAUGGCAACAACACAGAAACACAAGGACGACGAGGAAGAGGCUCAGAUCCCUAAAACAGAGUUUGAACGGUCUUCUGAAGUUGAGUCAGACAAAACCCCAGAGAGAUCCACAACCAAACGUGACAAACAAGUUACAUCCAAGAAAAAGCCGAAUCUGACAAGGGAAGAGAAGACAAUAAAGGAUAGUUACUUUUAUUGCUGUGAGAAUUUCUAUAGCCUUCCAGAGAUGAUCAAUUACAUGAAGGUGCAUCACGGUUUGCCAAAGACCACUGUGACCAAUGUUUUCAGGGAACUUUUAACCGGUCGCAAUGGUGAAGCUUAUCUGAGAGUUUCACAGAGAGUUUCACAGAGAAGAUCUCUCGAGAGGAGUAAUAAUGGUACAAGUGGUAGUGUAGGUUCUUCUUCGACUAAGUAAUGCUAGUAACUUUACUUUUUUAGAUUAU